AUGAGGGGGAAAAGAGGCAGGCCGCCCAAAACCCUGCUGAUGCAGGAGCCUUCAUCCGAGCCGGAGCGUGGCUUGAGACCCAGGAGGGAGUUGAGGGCAAAGGGGAGAGGUAGUACCGAGGUCGAUUUUGAGAGUCCCAAGAGGGGAAAUAACUCUUCAUCGAGGGGCAGGAGAAAAGUGGGAUCAUCCACGGUAUCUCGCGGUAGGGGAAGAGGCAGGGGGGGUGGUGGUGGCAGAGGUACUAGGGGCAGACGGUCAAUCGCUAGAUCUGUGGUUUAUGAUGAUCAUGAAAGUGAUGAAGAUGAUGAUGCUGUGAGUUUGAGAUCUGAGGAGGACGAGUUGAUAGAGGAAGAAACGAUAACGGACGAGGAAGAAGAGGCCCUCAACGAGGAGUCAGACCCGCUUGAGGAAAUACUCGAGGAGGAGGAUGAUGAUGCCAGCUACUGUACUGAGAGCAGCUUUCGGAGUCAGAGCACUCAUGGCAGCACUCCGGGUAAAACCGCAAUAUUGAUCAAGCUGCUUAGAGAAUGUUAGAAAACAAUGACAUUGUAACUAAUUAUAAUUUGUCUGGGCGUAUUUUUAUUGGCAUUAUUUCUUAUAGUGCAGGAAGCUGUAUUGUUCAAAAUGGAGAAUGCACUGACUGUGUAUAAAAGCAGGCCUUGCUUGAGAUCAAAAUUGGUGAUGAUGGAAUGAAAGCUUUGCAUUUAGCCAUCUAGGCAGGGCACGAGAGCCGAAUUGCACAUUUUUGAGUUCUGAAACAUUCACACAUCUUUAACUAACAGUAUUGUGCGAGAUGUUAGUAUAAUUGUGUUUGCUAGUUUUGAAUCUGACUUGGCUAUUGCAAUAGCUAGGUUGUUAUAAGGACCUUAUCUAAGGUCUAACGUUAGCAAGCUAGGCUAACAAGCUAAUGCCUGAACCUGCUAAACAGCUGUAAAGGCAGAUUGAUCAUUUCGAAAACAACUAAAAUGACCAACAACAAUAUAUUACCAUAACAUGCACUAAUAACUGGAUUGUUUCUUAUUAUAAAACAACGCCUGAUGAUGCAUAAUUUCCUUGCAGGUGAAUAGCUACUUACCACGUCUGGCUAGCUAGCCAAAUAUUUUGGAUAAAUGUGUCUAAAUGAAUGAGACUACUUAAUUAACGUGUUGUUUUUCUUUAACCUACUCUAACUUAUUAUUAGCUUCUCAUACCUAGCAUAGGUUUAUUUUUACAGCUGAGAAGCAGAUGAGUUCUUCAAGCUAGCAAGUUAGCAAUGUCAUGGGCUCAUGCACUUGUCCAGGAGGACCCAGCUAGUUUGCUAGUAGUCCACAUCAGCUCGAGCUAAUGACAGGACAGGGUACCAUGUGGCCCAUUGUUUUGAAAAUAAGCGCCCUCAAUUUCACCAGUUGUAACUGUGUGGAAGAAGUUUCAGUGACGCAGCACAAUAAUGUUUUACAUUCCCCAAAGUACAUAAUGGAAUUAUUAAUUUCAAUGUUAUAUUAAUAUCUGUAAUAUUUCAUAUCCAUAAGCUGUUGUAAACUUUGUAAAUUGAAUGCAGAGGUUAUUUUUGUUUCAACACACUUUUGAUGCACAUUUUCAUCACACACAGUAGAUAGAAGCAACUAUUUUGAUUAGAUUAAAGUUAAUUAUUAUUUGUUGAAAGUAUAAUUUGAAAGACACUGACAAAACUAUGUAAGAAAGAUGCUUUUCUGCUAUUAUACAGAUAUAAUUUGUAAUGAUUAUGUUGCUGUUGCAAAACAUUAUCACAGUGUUUGGAUUAGACCCAUUUAAGAAGUAAUUUUUUUACAUUGAAGGGAAUGUCCAUUGUGUUAGAUUUCAACAUUUGUUCACUUGUAAAUUCUGUCUUUAACGAAAAUACACAGAAACAAGUUGAUCUAUGAUUUAAGCCCUUGAGCCAAUGUAAUUCUGCUGUGUUUGGGUUUUAUGUAUGAGUUACAGAAUGCAAUUUCAGUUUUAGUUAGUCUUUAAAUCACAUGGAUUAUGGCACUCACUCUCUCUCUCUCUGUCUGGCAGGGCGGAAGAGGACGCGGGUGCAUUGCCCUCGCUCGCCCAAUCUUUGAGGAAAAGGAGAUCCCUCCUCUGGAGUUGCCCAGAACCUCUGAGGACCUCAUGGUGCCCAGCGAGGAACUGCUCAAUGUGUCCUCCAUCUACGAGGUGCUGCGCAACUUCAGCACGGUGCUGCGGCUCUCUCCCUUCCGCUUCGAGGACUUCUGUGCUGCGCUGGUAGGCCAGGAGCAGUGCACGCUGAUGGCAGAGACCCACACAGCCCUGCUGAAGGCCAUUCUGCGUGAGGAGGACACCUCCAACACCACGUUCGGUCCUGCCGACCUCAAGGACAGCGUCAACUCCACCCUCUACUUCAUUGACGGCAUGACGUGGCCCGAGGUGGUGCGUGCCUACUGCGAGAGCGACCAGGAGUACCACCAUGUCCUGCCCUACCAGGAGGUGGAGGACUACCCCUACGGCCCGCUGGACAGUAAGAUCAAGGUGCUGCAGUUCUUGGUGGAUCAGUUCCUCACCACCAACAUUGCCCGCGAGGAGUUGAUGUCAGAGGGGGUGGUGCAGUAUGAUGACCACUGCAGGGUGUGCCACAGGUUGGGGGACCUGCUGUGCUGUGAGACCUGCUCUGCGGUCUACCACCUGGAGUGUGUGAAGCCGCCACUGGUAGAGGUGCCAGAGGACGAAUGGCAGUGUGAGAUCUGUGUGGCACACAAGGUGCCCGGGGUCACAGACUGUGUGACAGAGAUGCAAAAGAGCAAACCCUACAUCCGCCAGGAGCCCAUCGGCUACGACCGCCAACGGAGGCAAUACUGGUUCCUAAACCGAAGGAUAAUUGUGUAAGUAAUUACUGCUCCCCCACCCCACUUCCCUUAGUAGUGACUUCAACAAUAUUAUGCACCAUCUCCAUACCAUACUGAUUGAUCUCAUCUGAGCGAUACAUCGUGUUUUGUGAUGUAGUCAGAGAGUGGCGAUAUGUCCUUGAGGUUCUUGAAAACAAGUUAAUCAAUUGCCUUCAGAAUUACUACAUUACAACAUCCCUGCUGUCUUUUUCCAGUGCUGAAUUGCUUGGUAUAACAUCAGUCAUGUCCUGUAGAUAGAAUAAUACACCUUUUGUUGCUGAACACUAUGUACACACAGAUUGCCUGAGAAAGCUGAACAUAUAUUUUUUAACUUGAAUUUUAGUAGCUGGAUGUUGCUGGUAAUCCCCCACAUUCAUGUAGAAGCAGCCUGGAUUAAACAUUUACUGGGUAUGAAAAAUGUAGCUGAUUUCAACGAUGACUCAAUCUGAGGGUGCUGUGAUCGUUAACUAUGCCCUUAGUGAGGGUGAAACUCCUGUGCUGUGAUGCCAUAGCCCCCCUGAGAGUUAACUGAACUGCUGCUGGAGUAUCAGCUUUCUCAUCACGUUGCCUCUCCUCCAUUUGAACAUGUCUUCACAAUUGCUUGUAAUUGGUCUCUCCUCUUGCAAGAGGCAAACAAAAAAGAAAUAAGUGGGCUGAAAAACAACAUGCUUUUGAAUGGAAUUGAAGCUUAUUGCCAAUUUGCAUUCAGUAUAAAUGUUAUUUUUAAGGUUAAGAUAUCUUUGUGUCCAGCUUAACGAUGCCUCAUGCAGCAUUAUAUGCCAUCCAAUGAUGCCAUCUCAUGAUCUAUUCAUUAAGGUCCUUGAACCUGUUUUUAUCAACAAACUAAUUGUCAAUUAUAUUCCAUCUUAUUUGGCAAAGCUCUAAAAAUGGUUGUUGACCUGUUAUUCCAGUGAGGAGGACGGGGAGCAUGAGAAGAAGAAGAUCUGGUACUACAGCACAAAGGUCCAGCUGGGAGAGCUGAUAGAGUGUCUGGACAAGGAGUACUGGGAGAACGACCUGUGUGCCGUCCUUGAGGAGAUGAGAGAGGAGGUGCACACUCACAUGGACAUCACUGAGGACCUCACCAACAAGGCCCGCGGCAACAACAAGGCCUUCCUCACGGCAGCCAACGGUAAGGCUAGACAGCCACCUGCUGGAUGCUCUGAAUCACUGUCUGUCACGCUGAAGCAUUUUUAGCUGGUCCGUGGCUUCUAUGCGUUGUCAAUAUAGAAAUGUCAAUGACGACCCCUAGGCUACAUGUUGUAUAGCCAGCGUGUAGCUCCUGUGGGAAUUGCAUUCCAAUAAAUCUCUGGAGAGGAGAGUACAUUCUCCCUCAUGCUGAAGUAUGAUUAGGACGGUUGAAGUAUUAGAACUGUCAGAGGGCCGCAGGUAGCCUAGCGGUUAGAGCGCUGGGCCAGUAACUGAAAGGUUGCUGGUUCGAAUACCCAAUUCGACAAUGUGAAAAAUCUGUCUGUGCUCUUGAGCAAGGCACUUAACCCUAACAUUCUCCAGGGGUGCUGUACUACUAUGGCUGACCCUGUAAAACAACACAUUUCUCUGCACCUAUCCAGUGUAUGUGACAAUAAUAAAGCAUCAAACAUCAUAGAUUUUGCUAUUCCCCUCUCUUUCUCAGUCUUUUUACUUACCAUGCAAACAGCGUUUUUUAAAGCACUGUGUCUGUUUCUCUGUGUGGCUACUCUACUCCUCCUGGUUUGUUAUAGAGCCUUCCUUUCUAUGUGCAUUUCCUGACUACUAGAUCUCAGAGUUUACACAAACCAAGCUUGCUUGGUUCUAGUUGAACUGUUUUGGGAUCAGUCUCCUCAAUUGUUAGACAAUGAGGGCUUUGUGACAGAUAUUCCAAAGACAAGAUUUUCUUUAAAGCCAAUGCAGAGUCUUUUCUCUCCUGUCUAGUUCCAUCUGUACCAUCUGUGGUGAUGAAUAGGCCUUGCUGGUAUGUUAUCCUCUUGAGAAGCCCAUUGCUCUGGUGCACUGCUUCAUCCUCCCUCUGUUCACUGGAGCUGGUGACACCUGUUUCUCUCCCUAUGACAACCUCAGUUAUGAACCAUUGGCGGGUGGGGAAUGGAGAUUGAUUUCAUUUUUCAUCUUCUCCUGUGACCCAGGACACUUUCAGAGACAUAAUGCUUUCUGCUGGCUGUCCACAUCUUUUUUUUGUUAGAUCUAUUUCCCUGAAUUAAGAUUGGAAUCUCUCUGUCUGCCUUUUAUGGGGAGAGAUUUUAUACUAUAUCAUCAUAGAACACAUUAUUGAUUCUCCACUCUCUUGCUUUUAGUGCUCAGACAGCAGCUUCAUUAAUGUCAUCUCCGGAGCGUUGACCCGCUGUUGCGUUUCAGGGAACAAUAGUAGAGACAGCAAGUCAGGAGUUCUAAUGAGUUGUUCUUGGUUUUAGCUGUCAAUGGCUAACUAUAUUGGUAUUUAACUGUGCUGGUGAUCAUACGUGUUGUGACUUGGUUAUUAUUACCUGUCACAAUCCGUUUCCACUCAUUUUUCACACAGUCUCAAGUAGUGCUAGAAGGUGUAUUAGCAAUCUGUAAGAUUGAGAUGUUUGUGUGGUUGUUCUCUGAAUGUGAGAGACGGCUUCUAUGAGAACCAGGCUGGAAGGGGUAAACCUAGUGACAGGAUGAUCUUGACACUGUUACAGCCAUUAUACAUAGGCCUAUGUUACUUUCCAAUUGCAAUUUUAUCAGUUGGUUUUAUAUUGUUUCAAAAUGCGUAGGAGAGCAAUAUUCUCAAGGGGAGUGUGGAAAGCAAUUAUGGUUUAACUCCAUUAUAUUUGUAAUGCCAUCCUGUAAUAGAACAACAUCAUUUCAACAUUAAACAGGCUAGGGCUAGUGUUAGCCAAACAACUCCAUUCCAUUUCUUAUUGUGUAGCAUCGUUUUUCUGGUUGUGAAUUAGCUACUUGACACAUCCCCUUGUUUUAAUGCCUGAAAAAAAACAACAUUACUGGCUGGUUGUGAGCUUAGACAUACGGACAUGCAUAACAAUGUAAUAAACAACAUGUAGACCUACUGAUUUACACGUAAGGUUGAAAUGUAGUCUCCGGUCAAACAGACCUAGCAUGCUGUGUGGGUGUUGGCCAUAUGUUUAUCAGCUGUGUUGUUGUUUGUGUAGAUGAGAUCCUGGAGCGUGUGCAGGCCAGGCAGGAGCAGCGGGCAGCGGAGCAGGCAGAGAAAGCCAGUCAGGUAGCAGGUGACAACAACCCCGCUAUAGACACCACCAAGACAGAGGAAGAGACCCCCACACACUGCUCUCCACGGCCAGACAACAGAGAGCUCCAAGACCCUGAGUCUGAAGCAAGCUCACAAGGUAAGACUGGAGUAGCUCUUCUAUGUGAGUUGUUUAUUGCUUAUGAAGUCCUUUUCUGGAUGCGUCUUUUAUGUAGCCUUUUGAAGAUGGCUACGUCUUUAAAAAAAUCUAUUUCAAAAGUGUUGAUCUGGUGAGGCAGUUGUGUGCUAAAGAUCCAGAGUGAGUCUUGUAUGUUUCACAGCAGCUGCAGCUCCACCUACUGGAGAAGAGAACACCACCGUCCAACCUGAGCCCCCUAAGCCUGCUGAGGUGUCCUGCUCGGCCCCCUCUGAGAGUGGGGACGCCUCCAUGGAGCCUGAGCAGGAGAGGCCAGGUACAUGAUGGAGAAAGAGCCCAGCAAUCCGCAUCUCUCCUCCCAGCCUCUCGUCCUCCUUGUCACACCUCGCUGUGGCUAUGCAUGUGUGCAUCCAUCAUCAUCGGUCUCAUGCUCUGGCUGUCUCAAAGCAUCCUCCAUACUGUAGUUGUGCAUAAUGUGAUGUGAUUGCUGUCACAGGAUGCAUUGCUGUGGAGUCACUGCUACAGGCUUUUUGCUGCUGCUUCUUGGCUAGAUGAUGAUAUUCAUGCUAGUUGGCUGCACCUCAAUGUGACCAGUUGUUGAUUUGAUUAUUGGCUCUGUUUGGUAGAAAGUGUACUAAAGAGUGCUAUUGGACCAUUAAGGCUAAGUCAUAGCUUCCUUUGAGGAAGAGAGUAUCUUGAAUGACUGCACCACGGUUACACAGUAUGCCUGUCUGGUUGUCUACUAAUUCAAUACAUGGAUGACUAACAGAGGGAAUGGAUUCUCUGUUGGGCAGCUUUCACUUAGUCCCCCCGUCCAGAGUAAUGAGUGUAACAGAGGGGGCUCUACUCUCCCACAGUACUGCUCACUUCACUAUCACUCAUUAAACUGACCGGUGUUGCUCACUUACUGAAAUAAUUAUCCUUCAGGAAUAAACAUAUUUUGUCAUAAGUCUUUUCUUACUCCUCAAAGCACUCUGCUUUUCACUUCUGCUUAUGUAACAUUUAAAUAGCCCAUUAUUGAAUCCCCUUAUUUCUGUGGUUUUCCAUCUUCAUAUGAUCAGGAUCUCUGGUGCAUUGGGCCUUUUUGCGGGAACUUGUGCUCUUGCUAUCCAUCCAUGUUGUGUUCCAUUGUCUUGUGUAGUGUUCAGCAUGCAAGGCUGAACAGUGCUCAGGAGGCUCUAAGUGUAGCCAGUUGUUAUUCUAGUCACCUUGUCAAUUGCUUGCAUGUUCUAUUUUCUCAAUGCAUUCAUUGUGUUAGCCGGUCCACACACUGAAAACUUGUUCUCAGAUAAUGGCGUUUCAGCUGCAGCCAGCAGCAUCCCUGGCAGGCAACGCCCACCAUGCUAAGUCUGUCACAACCAACCUCUUAUUCUCACUCCAAUUCAUCAGGGAAAUUGGCCUCCGUUCCUUUAGCGGAAACAAAAGGCUGGCUGCCUUCCUGAACCUUCCACCUGCUACCUCAGCGCAGUAUAUACAGCAGGGCCAUUUUAACCCACAGCUCAGAAACACAAUAUCUUUCUUAAUUUGGUUCUGCAGCCGCGUGUUGCACUGUUUGUGUUGUGUUGCACUGUGUUCUUUCCUGGCUGGAGGGGAUUUAGCCUUAUCUGUCUGCCUGGACUGCUGAAAUGCAAAUUCUUGCUCAGACUCGCAGAUUAAGCAUUUCCCUGGUGUUAUGCUAAUUGUGCAUUAUCAUUAAGGAACAGGUGAGGCGGGGAAGGCAUCAAGCCAAACGCAUUCUGUUUGUACAUUUGUUGUGGAUUACAGGUUUUGUCCGUGUUUGCUCUGCAUUGCCGUCAUCAUUUGCAAUACUUUCUCAGUAUAGACAGCUGGUGCUGGUGUUGACGCAUGUUUUCAGACAAAGGGAGCCUAAGGGGUUUGUGCUGCGCAGCUUCUCACUGUUCAAUCCUCUCCUCCUCCCCAGAUGAUAAGCCUGUAGACUCAGAGUCCCAUGGAGAGGAGGACCCCUCUGCCCAGUGCCAGCCUACUCCACCACCACCACACCCUGGUGACGAGAACAGCAACAGCAGCCACGUCUCAGCGCCUGGGGUCCUCAGGAGGCCUGAACAGCCAAACCUCGCUGACAGGUCCUCUCAGUCCUCCAUCACCAGCCAGGAUGACACGGGUAUACCGUCGCCAUACUAUCCAUGCACUCAGUCCUCUGGAGGCACUCUGUUACUGAUGAAUGCCCUGACUCAUUCAACUUUCAAGGGCCUUGACUACCAAGUGACAUUAGAGAUACUGUUUGUAUCAUUGAACACGCUGUGCUGGUAUUUGGCCCAAUUACUCUUGAAUCCUUUAUUCAUGAUUGACUUCUCUCUUUUAAUUAAUCAUCCCUGAUCUUAAUGAUGUGUUCUGUUGCUCACAGGUGAAGGCAAGGAGAGUGUGAAUGGUGAGGGGUCAGUGUCAGGACGGACUAACAAUCGCAUAGUGACUCGUCUGCGUAACCCGGACAGCAAGCUGAGCCAGCAGAAGACCCAGGGAGAUGGCAGCCCUACACCCAGGGACAGCAAGGAGGUGAGACACCAACCAGACACUGUGUUAACCUUCUGUCCUCUUUGUGGGAUUUCACCCACAGGCUAGUCUCUCACAUUAGAAGGCAGCUUUAGCAGGAUUAAAUGGAUUGUCCUGUUAUAUUUUCAAUCAUCUAGACUGAAAUCCAGUCCUCUGUUCCACAUCGACUCACUUCUUUAUUACAUAAUGUUACACAAUUUAUUGAACUACCGGUAGUCUCCCAAUUACAGAAUCCCUAGGAAACAAUUCCUCUCUUCUCAGCUGUGUCUCUAUUCAGCUCAGUAUAUAUCCCCCUGUGGGUCUCUCCAUCAGACAUCUCCUCCCAGCUCUGAGAGUGAAGUGGCUCGCCUGGAUACUGUGAGGAAAGAAUUGACGGUGAAGGGCAACCUGAACAACUUCUUCAAGCUGGGCCAGGAGGGCAAGUUCCGCGUCUACCACAACCAGUUCAGCACCAACACACUGGGCCUCAACAAGCACCAGCAUCGCGAGGACCACGACAAGCGCCGCCACCUCUCCCAUAAGUUCAGCCUGACCCCCGCCGGGGAUUUCAAGUGGAACGGCUCCAUCCACGGCUCCAAGGUGCUGACCAUCUCCACCCUGCGGCUCACAAUCAUCCAGCUGGAGACCAAUGUACCCGCCCCCUUCCUGCACCCCAACUGGGCCUCGCACAGGUACGCUCCAGCAGACUACUUACUCUGGCAUAGGAAAGUGGGGUUUUGAACUGAUUCACACAAUGGAGAACUUGAAUAUGAUUGGCUGAUAAGGUAAUGUAAGGAAAUCCUGUUUUGCCAUAUAGUGAGGUUGUAGGUUUGUGAUUUUACAGGACAAACUGGAUUAAAGCGGUGCAGAUGUGCAGUAAGGCUCGGGAGUUUGCCUUGGCGCUGGCCAUCAUGGAGUGUGCUAUCAAACCAGUGGUCAUGCUGCCUGUCUGGAAAGAUGCACUUGGACACACCAGGUAAGAGACAUGGGUUGUGACUCAAAGGACUUAAUUCAUUGCUGAAUUGAGUUUUGAUGAAAAAAGGAUUUCAAAUAUAGUCAUAGCACCUCGAUCUAACUGCUCUCUGCAGUCUAGUUUACAAUGCUAAACUGAAUUAAUUAUAUUGCUUCACUGCUCUGCUGAUUAUGAAGCAUUUUGUUCACCUCUCUUCAGUGCAGAGGUCUGUAGUGGUGUGGGCAGUGUAUGCAGAGUAGCUGACGCUUUUCCCAUGAGUGAGAAGAGGUUCAUUGUUGAAAAGAAUAGAGCGCUGGCUAAACAAGCCAGAGUCACCUUGCUGUUUUAAUGUCUUUUUUUCACUCUCCCCCCUUCCCUCUCCCCUCAGGCUCCAUCGCAUGACCUCCAUGGAGCGGGAGGAGAAAGAGAAGGUGAAAAAGAGAGAGAAAAAACUGGAGGAUGAGGAGACUAUGCAGCAGGCCACCUGGGUGAAGUACACCAUCCCCAUCAAACACCAGGUAAAUCUGGGUUCACUUUUCUCUCAUGUCCUGUUUGGGCUUUUAUGACUGCAUGAUGGCUGACAACAUAAUAAUCUCUUCUUUUGAAUGUGAUCGCGUAGUCUUCAUCUAACUGGUUCUUUCUCUCUGUGUGUAAGGUGUGGAAGCAGAAGGGGGAGGAGUACAGAGUAACGGGGUACGGGGGCUGGAGCUGGGUCAGUAAGACUCACGUCCAUCGCUUUGUUCCCAGGCUACCAGGGAACACCAACGUCAACUACCGCAAAGCACUCGAAGGUAAGUGUUUCUUCUGUACACGUAUUAUCCCUGUUGUCUCAUCUCACUGAUGAUGAUCAAGGGCACUCAAGCAGAAAAUGUGGCUCCAGAAUGCCUCAGUAUAAAUUAGGUGCUUCAUGUGAUUUCAUUUUCAUCUCUCUACAGCAGCUAAAACUGGCAAAGAAAAUGCAACGUCCAGCCUAAACAAAUGGAAACGGUUGCCCAAAGCACCAACAAGCUCAGAAACCCAGGGAAAAGAAGAGUCUGCUCCAAUUACUGAAGAAAAAGACAAGGAGCAAACCUCCACCAUGGAGUCAUCUGGGAGCACUUCACCAGGAGAGGGGCAGACUCUGAAAGAGGAGGAGGAGAAGGAAGAUAACAAUAUCACAGAGAAGGUGGAGGAAAAAAAUUUUGAUCAGGUGGAGGAGGAGACUGAGGACAAGAUGGAUGUUGACCCCAGUCCACCAGACACCUGUCUCAGUGAGGAAAAAGGUACAAUGAUAUUACUUUUCAUCAAUAAACAAAGAGGGUCCCCUGCUGUUUAUCUGAAUAAGAAAUUGUAAUAGAUGGCAUUUGUUAUUUUCCCGACGCUUGCUAUGAUUGACUGUGUUCUACAUUCAUCCCAUACUUAGCAGCUGUCUGUCAGGGCUCACAGUUAGCAUUUUCUGGCUAAUAUCAUUCAUUGAGUUCUCUCUCUCUCUCUUUUAGGUAUAGUGGACAGCAAAGACCCCUCGUCACCGACUGACCCUGCUGUGAAGGUGGAGCCCAGGGAUGGAGAAGAACCUAAGCAGGAGGACUCUGAGGCCAAGCCACCUGUCCGCCCCUUCAACUGGGAUGUGGUGAAUGUCAGCGAGGGCUUCCAGCUCCGUACGGCCUACAAGAAGAAGGUGAAGACGUCCAAGCUCGACGGGCUGCUGGAACGCAGAGUGAAGCAGUUCACCCUGGAGGAGAAGCAGAGGCUGGAGCGGCUCAAACAGCAGUCAGCCCUGGCCAAACACACAAUCUACAAAGAGAAAGUUCAUACAGGGACUCCCACCACCGUCAAGACUGAAGCUUCUACAGCAGACAAGGAGCAGGACAAGUUAGCAGUGACACCGUGCACUAGUCUGAAAGCUGAGGGGCAAACAGACUCUGUAGUUAAAGACUCAAUCGUUAAAAGGCUUGACUUUGACCAGGAGCAGCCAGUGAAAUCCCAACCCUCAGGAGAGACAGAUAACCUGGACGUCAGAUUAGGCUCCACCUGUAAGCCCCAGGCAGCAGGAGCCACAGGCCCCAACCUCAACACCAUAGGGUUGGCCAACCAUGAGAGCAGCGUUCAGGGCAAUGGUGGGGAUGCGUUAUCGCAAACAGAGCUGAAUGGAGGCUUCCAGAAAACCAUAGAACUCAACAAAGUCAAUUCGACAUCCCUAGAACCGGCUUUAGGUGCGGCCAAACCUCCCAAAGCAGAGGUGACGAUAGCAGGAGAAAACGGUAAGAAGCAUGGUUAUGAGGAGACAGAGCAAGGCAAUGGACAGAGGGAGACAGAAAGCAUGGAGGUAGACCAAAGCAAACCACAUCAAGUGCAGGUGAACGGGAAAGACGCUGUUGACAACCAAGGCUCCUGUAGACUCAAAGAUGCACUUAGACCUGGCCAACAAAGUGGAUACCAAGGCCAUGCUCCAGACGUUAGAGGGUGAGAUCAAAGCGCUGCCGGUGAAGGAGCCUGUAAAGUCCAUUAUGAACGGUACUCUCUCUCAGGACGGGUUAAAGGUCAACAGCACUGUGUUAGCCACCAGCCCAGCCUUGGCGGACGUAGAGAGGAAAGGUUGUGGUGUCCGAGCCUGACUACCUGCCUCCUCAGAAGGUUGCCAGACUGGAGAAUAAUGGCGAAAGGGUGGCAGACUCUGUCACCUCGUCACUGUUAGGGCUGUCCACUGGUGUUCCCAAGGUAAGCAACAGUACCAAGUCUGAGCCAAUGGAGAUUGGGCAGACGGCAUCCAAUAAGAUCACCCCGUUUCCUAUCCCCACUGCAGAGGAGUCCAGCUUGAGUAACAACACCACAGAGAGUAGCAGUAGUGGGGCGCUGAAGACCGUCACCACAACCACUACUACCACCGUGUCGACAGAGUCUCGCACGGUGCAGAUAGCCGAGGUCUCCAGCAGCAGUAAGCCUGCAGUGACGCCUGCUGCAGAGAGCAGUGCUGUGUCCACCCUCACCACCAUGACCAAGACCACUGUCACCAGGGUCAGCUCCCCGACCCUCGGGGCCACCGUCUCCGAGGAGACCAAGACUGUUGUCACGGCAACGUUGACAGAUGCCAAAUCUGGCCCCUCAGGCACUUCGGUCACCUCCAUGACGGUCAGUAAGGAGUACUCCACCAGAGAUCGUGUCCGGCUGCUCAAGUUCUCCCGCUCCAUGAAGACCCGCUCUGGCACGGCCCUCCCCUCCUACCGCAAGUUUGUCACUAAGAGUAGCAAGAAGAGCAUCUUUGUACUGCCUAAUGAUGACCUGAAGAAGCUGGCGAGGAGAGGGGGCAUCAGAGAGGUGCCCAUCUUCAACUACAACGCCAAGCCAGCCCUGGACAUCUGGCCCUAUCCCUCCCCCAGACCCACCUUUGGAAUCACGUGGAGGUUAGUCAAGUAGUUGACCCUUAGUUAUUAGGCUGCCAUUGUGCAGUGGGCUCCUCAUAGGCCUUUCACUGAAAUGAAAAUACAGAAAGCCAACAAUACUAGGGCUGAAACCAUUGAGAACAGGGGAACCAUGUACAUUUGUCCAUAUAGCUCUUGGUUUAAGGUUGUUUCGGUAACACUCACUGACUUGGGUCUCCCAUGCAGAUACCGUCUCCAGACUGUAAAGUCUCUGGCGGGGGUCAGUCUGAUGCUGCGGCUGCUCUGGGCCUGCCUGAGGUGGGAUGACAUGGCCGUCAAGCCCUCCCCUGCUGUAGGAACCACCCGCACAGGUGAGUGCACAGCAAUGCUACCCUCCUCUCCCUCUCUCUGCCCUCCCCCUUCCUGUCUCUAAAUUUGAAGAUGAGGCACCAUUUCAAACUGACAUAUUUCCUUUCUGCUCUCCCCAGAAUCCUCGGAAACUGCGAUCACCACAACGGAGAUCAUCAAGCGGCGAGAUGUGGGGCCGCACGGCAUCCGUUCGGAAUACUGCAUCAGGAAGAUCAUCUGCCCCAUUGGCGUUACCGAAGCUCCCAAAGGUAAAAGGAUGAAACCACAAUCCUACAGUGGUCUCAUGAAUCUUUGCUUUGGAUUGCCUUGCUCAGCUUGUUUCUCACCUCUUCUAGUGUUCUCUCUCAAGUACCUGAGUAGGCAAAUCCUUUGCAAUGUCAGUGAAAAUAUGAAGAUUGAGAAAGUUCACUGUUUAUCCCACAAUAGAAAGGAUUACAUUAAUUGACAGAAGUCAAUACUUCUAGUGAGGGGUUUUGUCGUUUUCCCUUUACCUCAUUCUUUCUCUCAUCCUCUCUCUCAUCCUCCUGAGUAGAAACACCCACGCCCCAGAGGAAAGGCCUGCGCUCCAGCGCUCUGAGGCCAAAGAAGCCUGAGCCGGCCAAGCAGACUGGGCCCAUCAUCUUAGAGACGUGGGUGGCCGAGGAGGAGCUGGAGAUCUGGGAGAUCAGAGCCUUUUCAGAAAGGUGAGCAGGCGGACUGGCCUUAGCCUUGUGGCUGGGGCUGGAGAGAAUAAGCUGCUGUACUGCUUGAUAUUAUGUGACCUUUGAACCUUUACUUCCCUCAAGAUGUCUUGUUGUAACCCUGCCCAGGUAUGUUGUGUUGUCUUGUCAUUGGAUGUAGUAUGACUAACUGGCUUGUCCUCUUGUGGGCACAGGGUUGAGAGGGAGAAGGCCCAGGCUGCAGACCAGGCUAAGGUUAGUAGAACGCUGAAGACAGCAGAGGAGGCCAAGGCCCAAUUGGAGGCUCAGCUAAAGCACCAGAGAUUGGCUGCUCAGCAGGUGGGAAGAUCAGACAAGUUUCCACCUUGCACAAUGGUGACACCUAGACUCCCUACAAUCCACCCCCCCCCCCCCCUCAGCCCAAACCUGGGGGUGCACAAACACUAAACACGGGGAGCUGGGACAUUUCAAGGGCCUCUGUUUGGGUUGGUUUUGAUCAGAAUAAUUGUCCUUUUAAACCAUGUGCAAUUACAAAUGUGUAUUGGAGGUGAUGUUAUGUAUUAUUCAGAUGAGACAUGUUCACUAUGUACUCACACUCCUUUACUCAUGUCUCCACUUUCCAAUGAGUUUGGUGUUUCUAUAUGGUUUAGCAUAGAUUUAACAUCUGUACCUUUGCGUUGUAGAAACGGUUGGAGCAACAGAAGCCUGGUGCCACCACCUCCACCCCCACCAGCACCCCUACAACCUCAGCCUCUGGCACUCCGACAUCCCUGACCAGCCAGGUCACUUCAGGGACUAAACUGGUCCUGGCCACCAAGCUGGGGAACACCUGUCACAUUCCAGCAGAACAAGAACUUCCAUCAGUCGUUUGCUUCCUGGGUCAAGCAGGGCCAGGGUAGUCCAGGUGAGUCUGGCGACUACUAGCUGCUCAUCCUCAAUCAUGGUAGUGGCUACUGUGGGGGUGUGUUUUAAGUUGAUAGUGAUUUUUUUAUAUUUGUUUAUUUCUGUGUUUUUGGUUGUAAGACGUUUUCAUUCCCCAUUCACUUUUUAAUGGUGGCCAUUGAGGUUCACUUGUAGAUGUUGAAAAUCGUUACAACAACAUAGAUCAUUUUAGUGUUUGGAUUCUUAUUUUUUCAUUUGACCUAUUUUGAUAGAUAUUUACGGUGUGUUGAAUUGCCUUAAUGGCCAGUGGUGUCCACUUCCUGUAUACGAAAAGUGUGGGGCUGGGAAAGAGAAUUAUAAAAACCUUUGGAAUAACUUUUGACUCCUAGAAAAAAGUGAAGUUUCAGGCUCAUAAUCAGUUAAUCAGUCCAAAAGCAUAUGCAACGGCUUUGUUUGAAUCAAAGCUGGGGGGAAAAGGACCCCUUAGUGGACACCACUGCUGUACACCCUGGCUGUUGUGGUUGCACUUGCACACGGUGUGUGACUGCAGGUGGGGUGUGUCUUGCAGCCUCCACUGGCUCAGGGGCCACCGUGGCCAACAGCAUUGUCACCACCUCUGGACAAACGUUCCAGAUCUCUGGCAGCCCGGUGACCAUGGCUGGCCAGGUCAUCACCGCCAAGCUACCUAUCCCGGCCAACAGCAAGAUUGUCACGGUCAACAUGCCAACCACACAAGGAGGUAUGGAAGACCUUGCCGUCUGUACGGUUUUAGCCGGCACGAUCGCAUUGACCAGGCCUACCCCCACUCAGCAGGCCUACGCCCACUCAGCUAGCCUGCCCCCACUCAGCAAAACCAUGAACCAUCUCACCCCAGUGGAAACUAAACCUUUGAGGAGCUUUGAAGUGUUGCUUUUGGUUUGAGUGUGCUGGCUGCCCUAAUAUGUAGAAAAUGCCAAUGAUUUAUACAAGAACACUCCAGGAAGGAGUUCCCCUGGGAUGCCCUGUCUGUCUCCCUCAGUAAUAGACACAGUAAUGGCUGUUCUGUCUGUCAGAUUAUUGAUCCCAUGGAAGCUUCCUUCAGGUACCUUGGUUGGACUGAGUCCCAAACAGUCUCAACACAAAGGACCUGUUCUGCUUGAUCAAUACAGUCUGUCCAGGUCAUCUGCAAGAGGGGCAGAUGAAAUUUCUCCCACUGAUGGCUGUGACUUGACAGUACAUUUGGAGAUGUGAUUCAACUGAGUAUUUCUUUGGCAAACUGAAUUCUUAGUUCCAUGAGCUUUUAACAAGGGCAUUUGACUUGUUGUAAAUCUCAUUAUUGAGGUUCAACACCCUACUGUUGAUUUAUAUUUCUAGUAAAUGCAUGCUGCUUAACACAGUCCCUGUCCGCCACAGGUAUGGUGCAAGUCCAGCAGAAUGUCCUGGGCAUUAUUCCAUCCAGCACCCCAGGCAACCAGCGGACCUACUCCUCAUUCCAGAACCGCAACGCCACCAUCAACAUCAGACCCAACACCUCCACCUCAACCACUACUCAGCAGGUAGAGAAUAGACAUCAAACAGAUCUAUCUCUCUCUCACACAUAUUCUUGCUCUGUCUCUUUCCCUCUUAUGCUCCCCUCUCUCUUUCUUUGUUAUAAUCUUAAUUGGAAUGUAGUUAAAUGAGCAUAAUCAUAUGUACAGAAUCAUUUAUUUGUGUUUUGUUUCUUUGGCUCAGGUCAUCACCACUGGAGCCCAGAUUCGUCCGGGCAUGACGGUGAUCCGAUCGCCUCUACAGCAGGGCACCACCAUGGGCAAAACCAUCAUCAGAACCCCCUUGAUGAUGCAACAAGGUAUUCUACCAGCCAGUAGGUCUCUCUCCUCUACCGCCUCCCAACCUGUGGCUGCAUGGCUCUGCUCACUCCUCAGCAUGCAACAUUACUUUGUGUUGAUAUGUUUAUACGUAUUCAUUUUAUUAGGAUGGAUACUAUAUUUAGAACCAUAUUGGUAGUCCAUCGAUGUUAAUUUUAUGUAUGACCUCCAGUCAAUUCAUUCAUGAUAAGUCAACUGAUUUGUCUUGGGACUGUCCCAGGCACUUUUCUUAUUUAAGGCUACUUGUGUGUCCGUUUUUCUGUCUGCCUCACCCUCUCACUGUCUGUCCUCUAGGCCAGCAGCAGGUGGUGACUCAGAUCAUCCGGGGCCAGCCUGUCUCCACAGCAGUUUCCAGUACCAGCCCUGUGCAGACCAGCGCAGGCCAGAGGGUGCUGGGUGCCGCCCCGUCCCCCCGUCCUGUCACCCCUGCCCCCGGGCAGUCCCCAUCACCAUCCACCCCCCAAGGCGGCCGACCACAGCAGGGCCAGGUCAAACUCACCCUGGCCCAGCUCACCCAGCUAACACAGGGGGCACAGGUGAGGAGCCACCUGCUCUCUUUUACACCUACUUAUACACAUACUCUCACACUCCUGUUGGAUGGAUUCUCUGUGUGUUUCUAUGUCUGACUGUGUGUGUGUCUGUCUGUGUGUUCCAGGGAGGGAACCAGGGUCUCACAGUAGUGAUCCAGGGACAGGGCCAGACCACAGGCCAGCUGCAGGUCAUCCCCCAAGGGGUGACGGUCAUCCCAGGCCCUGGGCAGCAGCUCAUGCAGGCUGCCAUGCCCAACGGCCAGGUGCAGCGCUUCCUCUUCACCCCGGGGGCAUCAGCCCCUGCCCCCACCCCCGCCACCACGGCCAGCACUGCUGUCACCCCCGUCACAGCCACCACAACCACACCCUCAGUGCCAGGUAUGAGGCCAGGCCUCUUCAACAAGCAUCGUACACGAGGAUUUGCAGAUUUGUGAAUUCUAAUGUUCAUUUGGAUUGGUCUCUGGUUUGUGGUUAUGUGGAUGUGUUAAUACUGUGCCACUCUCUUUCUCUCCUACCUUGCAGCACUGUCUCAGCCUCAGGUUCAGACUCCCGCCACCUCUCAAGCACCGGCACCACCAGUCCAGCCUCCUCAACAGGCUAUCGCUCCAGUCCAGCCCCCUGCCCUCGCUCCUGCCCCCCCUCCAGUGUCCACACAUCAGACUCAACCCCCUCAGACUCAAAUCCACAUCCCCCUCCAGUCCCCCACUGCUUUACCCAUCCAGCAGAAAGCCCAGAUCCCAACCUCUCCACAACAGGUCCAUAUAAAGGCUGUCUCUGUCUCCCCCUCCGUCACCAAGGCCACAGUGAGGCCCAUCCAGGCCCAUGCUCAACUCCAGCCCCAGGCUCCGGCUCAGAUCAGGCCACAGCAGCAGCUGCAGCUCCACCACCAACCCCAGCUGAUCACGUUGCCGGGGCUGCAGCAGCAGGUCCAGGUGCUGGGUACCAUCCAGACCCACGUGGCGGCCCAGCUCCAGGCCCAGCAGGGUGGGGCGGUGCCCCAGCAGAUCAAGCUGCAGCUGCCUAUCCAGAUCCAGCAGGCAGGGGGCCAGGUGCAGGCCCACCAGAUCCAGAACGUGGUGACCAUCCAGACGGCCAGCGUGCAGGAGCAACUGCAGAGGAUCCAGCAGCUCAGAGAGCAGCAGCAGCAGAAGAAGAAGCAGCAGGAGGCCAAGAGGGAGCAGAGCCUGCAGGCCUCCAGCCCCAGCGACAUCAUCCAGAAACAGGUGGUGAUGAACCAGAAUGCUGUGAUAGAAAAUCUGAAACAGAGGAAGACCAUGACUCCAGCAGAGCGGGAGGAGAACCAGAGGUAUGGCUCUCAUUGUUCACAGACAUGACCCUUACAUAACGACACUCAUAUGAAUUACAGUAAAUGUUUUAUCCAUUUGUCAGUUCCAAAACCUUACUAUAAUUAAUCCAACCAACAAUCUGCAACUAUUUUGUAUUAGUUGUAUUUCGUCUGAUUCCAUGAUGAGUCUGACAAGCCCUCCCUUCCUCUAUCCCCUGCUGAGCAGAAUGAUCGUCUGCAACCAGGUGAUGAAGUUCAUCCUGGACAAGAUCGACAAGGACGAGAAGCAGGCGGCUAAGAAGAGGAAGAAGGAGGAGUCUGUGGAGCAGAAACGCAGCAAGCAGAAUGCCUCCAAGCUCUCUGCGCUGCUCUUCAAGCACAAAGAGCAGCUCAAGGCUGAGAUCCUGAAGAAGAGGGCUCUACUGGACAAGGAGCUGCAGCUGGAGGUUCAGGUCAGUGCCAUAGCCACCUCUGCUCUCUAACACACAUCAUAGGCCACUUUAUUGUAGUGCUCCAUUAGGGUGUAGAAGUGUGAUAUUGGAUGUAUUGAGAAAUAUUGUGGCCACUGGCCAGGAAUUCCUUACAUUGUGAUAAUACCAAAUGUCAACCAUUCUCUCCCUCUCUGUCCUUCCUUUCCCCUCUGUCCUUCUCUCUCUCAGGAGGAGCUGAGGAGGGACAUCAGCAGGCUGAGGAAGGAGAAGGAGAAGGCCCAAGCUGCAGCCUCUCAGGCAGCCGCUGCUGCAGCUGCAGCCCAGGUAGCCUCCUCCCUCUCCCCUACCAUGGCCUCGCCCUCCUCCGCCCACAAACGCAAGAGGGACGACGAGAGGGACUCGUCCUCCGCCAAGCCCAAGAAGAAGAAGAUGAUAUCCACUACCUCAAAGGAUUACAAGAAGGAAGUCAAGCUGUACUGUGUCUGUAAAACGCCCUAUGACGAGGCCAAGUAAGAGACAGAUGCACCAUAUCGUGUUCCCAUAGAAACACUGAACAUGUAAUUGAACUGUAGCAUGUAUGUCAAAGACGACAAACUUAACAAGUCCACAUGGUUUCAGGUUCUACAUUGGGUGCGACCUGUGCUCCAACUGGUUCCACGGUGCGUGUGUGGGCAUCACGGAGAAGGAGGCCAAGAAGAUGGACGACUACGUUUGUAAUGGCUGCAAGCAGGGCCAGGACUCACAGGACUCAGAGGGCACAACGGAGGAGCUGUACUGCAUCUGCCGGACGCCAUACGACCAAACACAGUAUGAUAACACAAUACGAAUAAGGUUACAGCUUGGGUGGACUGAAUGUUAUAGGUCCAAAUAUCCCUGACCUGUACUUCCCAUGUCUUUUCUCCCAGGUUUUACAUUGGCUGCGACCGUUGCCAGAACUGGUACCACGGGCGCUGUGUGGGCAUCCUGCAGAGCGAGGCCAACCACAUAGACGAAUACGUGUGCCCGCAGUGUCAGUCCACGGAGGACGCCAUGACAGUCCUCACACCGCUAACAGACAAGGACUACGAGGGGUUAAGAAGAAUCCUGCGCUCCUUACAGGUAUGAAAUCCUGAGGUCUCCUCUGUUGAGUGUCUUUACUGAUGAUGCCAUUUGACAGUAUACCUCACUGUUGUAAAUCUAGUGAAACAUCUAUUUUUCUGUUAACAGGCUCACAAAAUGGCGUGGCCGUUCCUUGAACCAGUAGAUCCCAACGAUGCUCCUGAUUAUUAUGGUGUUAUAAAGGAACCGAUGGGUAAGAUCACAUCUCUAAAUCACUGGAAUGUUAUUGACUGUCGCUAUUAUUUCUGUUUGGUAGAAAAAACAUUGUAAUCUUGAAUGUGUUUAGAAAAUAUAGUAAUUUACCAACAUUUACCUUUGAUCACCCUUCUCUGUUUCAUCCCCAGACCUCUCCACAAUGGAAGACAGAUUACAGAAACGGUAUUACAACAAGCUCACCGAGUUUGUGGCAGAUAUGACCAAAGUCUUUGACAACUGCCGCUACUACAACCCCAAUGACUCACCCUUCUUUCAGUGUGCCGAAGUUCUGGAGGCAUUCUUUGUACAGAAGCUCAAAGGUUUCAAAGCUAGCAGGUAAGUUUAGAGCUCUCAUGACUCCCAAAGCUCUUCAGAGGCCCUGUCAUUAAGUCUGCCGUUAGAAAAGACUCCCUCCGUCAUGCACCUCUGCAUGGGUAAUGGCUUGUCAGUCAUAAUGUUCAUGAUCCGUUUCGGACACUCCAUGUGACUUUGAUUGAAUCUGCCUACGAGAAUUUCCCAAGAACACCCUGUUUUCCAUGUAAUCUUUUCUUUUUCAUUAAACCAUGCAUCCGUAUCAUGCUACAGUAGUUAGCCUCAUGCACUCUCUGGGCAUGUCAGUUUGUGCUGUAGUAGCCUGACUUUGGCUGUAGCCUUCCCUAUAGACCUUCCUGUGGUCUGUGGGCUGCUUGGUAGAGGGAUGCAGAGUCUUACCAAAGCCUACAUGGCUGACUUCAGCUCAGACAUCCUCCCUGCAAUAGUUCUCAAUUGUGGUUCAUUAAUGUUUGCUCUAUCUCUGUGUCAUGCAUCACCUUGCAUUUGUGUCUGUUUCACCUGUUCCGCAUGCAUUUGAUUUAUGCCACUCAUUCUCUCUUUCUUGCAGAUUGUGAUGUCAUAAGUCUGACGUUAUAGCUGGAGUCUGAGAUGGAUGCAGGGGUCUCUAGUAGUGAAUCAUGGAACUUGCUGUUUCAUAAACAGCAGAAAUUCUGUGUGAUUAUUUAAGAUUAAAGAAAUAAAUACACACACACACACACACACACACACACACACACACACAAGCGUUCUAUCAGUGAAACAAACCAUGCUUAAAAGUACAUUUGCAAGUAUAGAAGCCAAAUUCCAAAGAUGCCUUCAGUGACAAUCACAAAAUGGCAGCCAUGUUGACACUUACAAAUCAAGUUUUCAAGGGAUAUGCUUUUUCUCUAUUAUUUUGGUCAUUUCACCAUUUAAAAUCGUAUCAAUUAUCAGCAAGAUAACAUCAGUGUCAGGGAAGCUUUUUUUUAGAAAUGUGUAAAUAAGCUUCACUCAGAAAUGCAUUUUUUUUUUUUGUAGUUAGUUAUUAA
Messenger RNA from Coregonus sp. 'balchen', 21573 nucleotides. NCBI's taxonomy places the organism in Eukaryota, Metazoa, Chordata, Actinopteri, Salmoniformes, Salmonidae. The record is from the annotation of a GenBank genome assembly.